AAACCGGUAUAACUGUUUCUGUUUUUUUAAAACAGGCUAAGGCAAAAGACUUUUCUUUUGAUGCGAAGAUUUCACCACAUAUCACUCUUUCACUACUCUCGGGUAGGCACCUCUGCAGGUGCUGCUUGCUGCAACUUUCUCCUGUGAUUUCAGUCAGUUGCAACUACUGCUCCAGCGACCAGCAGGACAGCUCGCCGCUCCGACCGAACACCGCGGCACCCGCCGCUCGGAGACACGGCGGCCCCGAGCCCCGCUCACGGCCGCGCUCCGUCGCCCUACGGUCCAGAUGAUUCCUGCUGCGUCAGCUCGCCUUCUCACCGGGGAGCUCCGGGGGCGUGUGUGGCGGCGUCCCCCGGCCAGCGGGCGGCACAGCCCUUGCAGGCAGAGGCCGCGGACUCUAAGCGGGAGCAGUUCCGCCAGUACUUGGAGAAGUCGGGAGUGCUGGACAUGCUCACCAAGGUCGGCGAGGCGGCCGGCAGAAGAACUCGCCUGGAAAACUUGGUGCGGCGUGGCCUGGAAAUGGAGUCCGAGCUGGGCGGCGAGGUGGUGCACGCUGGGAGAGGGCAGAGGGCCUCUGGAAACGUGCCCUGUGAGCUGCAAACCGUUCAUUCCUCGCACGUUCAUCGUGUGGGGGUCGAUUGUCAGAGUGUUGGUAGCCUUAUAUGAAGAACCAGAGAAACCAGAUAGUGCACUGGAUUUUCUGAAGCAUCAUCUGGGAGCUUCAGCUCCUGAGAAUCCGGAAAUAGAGGCACUUCGCUUGGAAGUGGCAGAGAUGAAAGAAAAAUAUGAAGCUGUGAUGGAAGAAAAUAAAAAACUGAAAAUCAAGCUGGCUCAAUAUGAACCACCUCAAGACGAGAAGCAUGGUGAAUAAGAGUAGUUUUUCCUUUAAUGCCUUGACUUAAUAAAGGGCUUCCUGAGAAA
Corvus hawaiiensis (hawaiian crow) is the source of this 921-nucleotide messenger RNA. RefSeq names its product MYC binding protein (gene MYCBP). The transcript is spliced from 6 exons. The record is from RefSeq and is a predicted model, not a curated record. Gene Ontology annotation, biological process: regulation of DNA-templated transcription. NCBI's taxonomy places the organism in Eukaryota, Metazoa, Chordata, Aves, Passeriformes, Corvidae. Gene Ontology annotation, molecular function: transcription coactivator activity. Bases 287 to 871 code for a protein of 194 amino acids. Gene Ontology annotation, cellular component: nucleus.